Molecule: messenger RNA, 4536 nt
Organism: Lethenteron reissneri (Far Eastern brook lamprey)
Lineage: Eukaryota; Metazoa; Chordata; Hyperoartia; Petromyzontiformes; Petromyzontidae
Product: frizzled-8-like
Biological process (GO): non-canonical Wnt signaling pathway; canonical Wnt signaling pathway
Cellular component (GO): plasma membrane
Molecular function (GO): Wnt-protein binding; Wnt receptor activity
Source: RefSeq, a predicted model, not a curated record
ACAGCGUUAUCUCGCUCGCCUGACGAUAAGCACAUCGCCGCUAUCGUCGUAUCGCGGCGCCCAAUAUCGCCGUGACAUCGCGGCUCACCCGGCGGUGGGCGGACCCCGACGCAGGCGCCUCCCCGCACUGGCUCGCUACUAAAACCCCGCGGGCGAGACGCGAACCCGGCAACCAACAUGCGGGCUCUCCGCACGCGACUCCUCGCCGGCCUCUCCCCGCCGCUCUCCCCCAGGGGCUAGACGUAGCUUCGCCUCCUCAAUAAGCGUCUGGCACGCCGCGUAUUACAACCACCGUCCCACCCGCCGCCCCAUCGCCACCGCUCCUGCUGCCGGGGCCACUUGGUUCCGUGCGCGAAGUUCCGUCGAUUGCUACGCCGCGAAGUUUCUCACGCGGCCGCGGUGCUGUUCUCCUCCCUGCUGCUCCUCCUCCUGCCGCCGCCUCCCGCGUGAGUCGGGGGAGCCGAGCGCUCCUCUCGGCGUUGGCGUCCGGGCGGGGUGGGGGUGGAGGAGGAGGAGGCGGAACGCGCCGUGGCCACGCGCGUCCCGGGGAAGAGCGACGCCGGGAUGGGAGCGUGGAGAAGACCCCGAGGAGGAGCCGCCGUCGCUCCAUCGCUCGCGUCGCUGUCGCUCGUGGCGCUCCUCGUCAUCGCCACGUGCAGGAGCGCCUCGUGCCGGGAGAUGUUGUGCCAGGAGAUCACGGUGCCCAUGUGCCGGGGCAUCGGCUACAACCACACGUAUAUGCCCAACGACUUCAACCACGACUCGCAGGACGAGGCGGGCCUCGAGGUGCACCAGUUCUGGCCUCUCGUCGAGAUCAAGUGCUCGCCGGACCUGCGCUUCUUCCUGUGCAGCAUGUACACUCCGAUCUGCCUGGAGGACUACAAGCAGCCGCUGCCGCCGUGCCGCUCGGUGUGCGAGAGGGCCCGCGCCGGCUGCGCGCCGCUCAUGCGCCAGUACGGGUUCGCGUGGCCCGACCGCAUGCGCUGCGACCGCCUGCCCGUGCUGGGCGACCAGAGCCGCCUGUGCAUGGACGACAACAAGAGUGACACUACCCCGCAGCCGCCAGAGGUGAAGCCCACGGCGCCGGUCAGGUCCUUCAACCCGAGCAAGAACAGGGCGACCACCAGGGUUGGUGGUGGCGGUGGUGGUGGUGGUGGUGGGAGCGGAGAGGCCUGCGAGUCCGGCUGCGCGUGUAGGGCCCCCAUGGUGGCCAUCGGCAGCGACAGGCACCCGCUGUACAACCGCGUGCGCACCGGCUCCGUGCUGAACUGCGCCAUGCCCUGCCACGACCCUUACUUCACGCAGGACGAGCGCACCUUCGCCUCCUUCUGGAUCGGCCUGUGGUCCAUCCUGUGCUUCGUGUCCACCUUCACCACGGUGGUGACCUUCCUCAUCGACAUGGAGCGCUUCAAGUACCCGGAGCGGCCCAUCAUCUUCCUGUCGGCGUGCUACGCCUUCGUGUCGAUGGGCUACAUCGUGAGGUUGGUGGUGGGUCACGACGGGGUGGUCUGCAACCAGGAGCACCGGCACGUGCACUACGAGACCACGGGCCCCGCGCUAUGCACCGUCGUCUUCCUCCUCACCUACUUCUUCGGCAUGGCCAGCUCCAUCUGGUGGGUCAUCCUCUCCCUCACCUGGUUCAUGGCGGCCGGCAUGAAGUGGAGCAGCGAGGCCAUCGCGGGCUACUCGCAGUACUAUCACCUGGCCGCGUGGCUGCUGCCCAGCGUGCAGUCGGUGGCCGUGCUGGCCACGAGCUCCGUGGACGCCGACCCGCUGGGCGGCAUCUGCUCGGUGGGCGCCCAGAGCCUCGAGAACCUGCGCGGCUUCGUCCUCGUGCCGCUCACCGUCUACCUGUGCGUGGGCGCCGUCUUCCUGCUGGCCGGGUUCACGUCGCUCGUGCGGAUACGCAACGCCAUCAAGCAGCAGGGCGGCACCAAGACGGACAAGCUGGAGAAACUCAUGGUGCGAAUCGGCAUCUUCAGCAUGCUGUACACGGUGCCCGCGAUCGCCGUGGUCGCCUGCUACUUCUACGAGGAGCGCUCGCGCGAGGGUUGGGCCAGGGCUCUCAUCUGCCCCUCGUGCCAAGGGGACGAGGAGCUGAGCUCGCAGCAGCAGCAGCAGCAGCCGCGGCCCGACUACGGCAUCUUCAUGCUCAAGUAUUUCAUGUGCCUCGUAGUGGGCAUCACCUCGGGCGUGUGGAUAUGGUCGGGCAAGACCGUGGACACGUGGAAGAGGCUCUGCUGCCGGUGCUGCGGCCGCGGUGGCAAAUCGUCGGGAGCCGCGGUCUACAGCGAGGUGCACGGCGGCAGUGGAGGAGGAGGAGGGGGAGGAGGAGGAGGUCACCACCACCAUCACCACCACCAUCAUCACCUGGGCACGGCGAGCGGUGGUCCCGGGACGGCUGGGGCGGCGCGGGCUGCCAGCAGCGUCGCGAGCUCCGUGUCCUGCCACAAGCCGGCGCCUCUGUCGCUCGUCUGAGAACCGUCGCUUGUUGCCAGCAACACCACUCGCUCCGGUCGCUGCUGUUGUUGCUGCUGCUGCUGCUGCUGCGGCUGCUGCCCGGGGUCUUCCACCGCGUGGGUUUUAAAUUUCAAGUGCAACUCAUCAUCACCGCCACCGCCACGCACGGCACGCAGGCUCGAGGUGUGUGUGCGUGACGCCGACCAACCCCUGAACCACCAGCAACCAGCAUCAACCACCAGCCUGUUGUUAAAUUGCGAUCGCAAAGCUGCACGUGUCUUGUGUCGAGUUUUUUUUAAAGGAAAACAAUUUGACUUUUGUUCUUUUCGAAAGGCGACACGAAGUGUGGGAAAUUGAUGCGCUCCGGGAUGCGUUGUGCACUCACACGUUUACCAGCAACUUGUAACUGCUUCGUCAAGUUAACUGGCUGCUGGAGCUCGUGGCGCGCCUUCGUGAAGCGACAAGCGGAGAGGGUGGCGGACGGACGGCGGGUGUCGUUGGUGCAGGAGGAGGAGGAGGGGGGGGGGGGUUCUGUGCGCAACCACGCCGCGUCGCUGCCUCGUUCCUGCUGCAGCCGGAGCUGUCAACGCCGAGUUGCCUGUAACAACCAGCACGAGCACGCCACUCGUCGUCUCGCGUGUGUCUGUGUGUGUAACAUAUAUACACACACGUGUGUGUCUGUGUGACAUACAUACACACACGUGUGUGUGUCUUGGGGAGCGGUAGUGUAGCGGUUAGCGCUGCGCUACGAACCCGGCGACACCGGGUUCGAUUCCCGCUCACGGUCAACACCAGCAGUGACGAUUAUCUGAGCCGGUCCGGGCAUGCCCUAGGUCGACUCGGCCUCAAAUGAGUACCUGGUGCGGUGUGUAAACAUCGCCACUGGGGAGACAAAGGCGGCCGGGCGUGCUGCUGGAUACCCAACCCCUCGUGUGCCGUGCCAGCCUUCAUAGGUGCUCGCUAACUGCACUUGCCCCGACUGUUAAGGCUAUACGGGGGGUGGGAAUCUUUGUCUUUGUCCAACUCUAGUGAAGUCCUCAAGUGCUUUUACCCCGGCCGCAAGACGUACAUGGAAAGUGACAAUCGCGUAACGUUAUUUUGUUUGUAAUUCUCAGUAUUUAACAGUCCGCAUACGUUCUGAUAAGCUUGAUACAUUAACCGAGUAGGCAGACUCCCAAUUCACGGCGAUGUUUUUUUCUUUGCAGGGCGAUCUCUGACGCCCCCCCCGCCGCCCCACACACACUAUUUGAACGCCACAACUUCCCCAAGAUGUAUUUAUUUUAUUUCGCCACCGCAAAUUACGGCUCGCGUGAUAAUCAUGCUUCCCUCUGGAGCAGUCGAUCUUCACCUGGGGUGCAUCGAGAUGGCCCUUCCUUGCCGGGGUGUGCGAGGCAUGGACAGAUUAAUGUUUUCGAAGGUGAUUAAUCGCAAAGAAAUUCAGCACGGGCACGUCAGUACACCGUACUUUUCGAUUGAAAGCUUUCGUUACUGCAGGGAUUCAUAUUCUUGGUUCUUUCGGUGAAGUCACGUAGAAGGGAAAUAAUAAAAUAAAAUAAAUAAAACAAUAAAAUUCUCACUGAGAAAUUUACUCACUGAGAAUUUUACUCACUGAGAAUUUUAUUUGUUUAUUUUUAUUAUUUUAUUAUUUCCCUCCAUGUGACUUUACCGAAAGAACCAAGAACAUGAACACCUUACUUUGUUUCAUCAAACCUAUGUAUUUAUUAACAUUAAUACUUUAUUAACGAUUACGAACCACUGCUCAAGAUCAGACCCCCCGCCCUCCCUCCUCCACCACGUGUUCGCAGAGCCACGCACACCAGCGGCAGUCGUCUUUAAGAUAAGUUAAUGACAGUACAGUACUGUAAUGAACUACACGUACGGUAUAUAUAUAGACGUGGCAUGUGUAAUUAUUUGUACAGGUAGUUUAUAUGUAUAUACCGUUCAACGAUCAAAUGACCCGCUGAGCAUAAUUGUACAUUAAAGGACUGUGCGUGCAACUCUAUAUAUAUUUUUUUGACGAGAGUUCGAAUAUUUUUAAAAAAACGAGAUGCAAAUAAACUUUUGGAGAAAACAAAA